Messenger RNA from Carassius carassius (crucian carp), 3070 nucleotides. RefSeq names its product ral guanine nucleotide dissociation stimulator-like 3a (gene rgl3a). Lineage: Eukaryota; Metazoa; Chordata; Actinopteri; Cypriniformes; Cyprinidae. The record is from RefSeq and is a predicted model, not a curated record. Bases 415 to 2592 code for a protein of 725 amino acids. The transcript is spliced from 18 exons. Gene Ontology annotation, biological process: positive regulation of GTPase activity; Ras protein signal transduction. Gene Ontology annotation, cellular component: plasma membrane. Gene Ontology annotation, molecular function: guanyl-nucleotide exchange factor activity.
UACUUAAUAUUAAUGAGCGCACCCUGUACGUCAUACUAGACGUAAUUGUCCAACCCACUGCAGUUUAAAGCGCUUGACAGUUGCGCUGUGCUGUAUAGACAUAACCAUAAACAUAAUCAUUUUCUUCGGUCACGGAUUUCAUUUUCCUUUAAAGCAUAAUAUAUUUGAUGACAAUUAUGGUAUUACUGUAUGAAACGUUUAGUAAGUUGACAUUAUCUUCACUGGAGUUCUUAAUUAAACUUCACUUUGCAAAGCUAUCCAUUUCCACCAGAUCUCUAGACGUGACAGUCAAGCUUAACACUAGCUGACUAAGAUACACAUUUUACGUUCUUUUUUGUUUUGUUUGUUUGCUGCGCUAAUGGAAAGUCGAACCGCUGCUUGAUCAUACGGCUGAAGAAAUAAAUAGCUGAAAACAUGCCAAAAUGGGAGUUCACAAUGAACCCGGUGCAGGAGUGGGGAGAGGAGGUGGAAGACAGUGCCAUUUAUGGGGUCACUCUUCACCGAGAACCCAUCCAGCCUCCACCUGAUGCCGCUGAGAACUCUUCUGCCUUCAGCUUCAGGCAGUAUCGCACACUGAAGGUCCGCAGGCUUAAAGCAGCCACUCUGGAGCGUCUUGUCACAGAAUUGGUGAACCCGGAGUGUCCUGACCCAGACUACAUGCAAAUCUUUCUCUCCACCUACAGAGCCUUUACCUGCACAAAUGCUCUCAUAGAGCUCCUGUUUCAAAGGGAGAACAUCGUCACCAAUCUGGACAACAGUGUCUGUUUGAGGAGUUCUUUGCCCUGUCUGAUCCGGCUGUGGUUAGACGAGUAUCAAGAAGACCUUCGGGACUCUCCAGAUCACCAGGCUCUUCGGCUGCUCUGUGUUCAUCUGCGUCAUCGCCUUUGUUUCAGACGUCUGGUUCAUCAAGCCGAUGCUCUUCUCAGAAAAUUUCAGACUGAAGGUACAUCAGCAGAAGCCAGCACAGCUGCUGUAGAGAAUCAGGAAACUGAGGACACCGAGGACAGACAGGACAUAGAAGAGACGGGGGAUGUACUGGGCUUCCCUGCACGAGACAUUGCUGAGCAGCUCACGCUAUUAGAUGCUGACCUCUUUGUCAAAGUGGUUCCAUUUCACUGCCUUGGCUGUAUUUGGUCUCAAAGGGACAAGAAAGAGAAUCGGAAUCUUGCACCCACGGUUCGUGCCACCAUUGGCCAGUUUAAUGCCAUCACUAAUUGUGUUAUCAGCUCUUUGCUGUGCCCUCCUUCCACAUCCCCUCACAGUUCCCCAUCCUGCACCCAUAGUGGCCCUACACACAGGGCAAAGAUUAUUGAGAAGUGGAUCUCUGUAGCUCAGGAGUGCCAUCAGUUGAGAAACUUCUCCUCUCUGAGAGCCAUCUUGUCUGCUCUUCAGUCCAAUGCCGUUUACCGGCUGAAGAAAACCUGGGCAGCAGUCAGCAGGGAGAGUAUGGCUGCCUUCGAUCUGCUGUGUGACACAUUUCCUGAUGAGAACUGUGUGCUGGUCAAUCGAGAGAUCCUUGUAGAAGGAAACCAGGCAGCGGAUGUAGACGCUCACACCGCUUCUAAGUCUCCCAGACUCAGUCCUACAUCCAAGCACAUGACCCCCUCCAGUGGUGAGGUGCCAUACCUGGGCACUUAUCUGACCAUUCUCACCAUGUUGGACACAGCAUUAAGUGAUAAUGUAGAGGAGGGUCUCAUCAACUUUGAGAAGCGCAGAAAAGAGUUUGAGAUUCUGUCUCAGAUCAGGCAGAUGCAAGCGUCAUGUGCUCAGUACAAUCUCCAAUCACAUCCUCGCAUCAUUUCCUGGAUCAGCAGCAGCAUACCUCUUUCUGAUCAGAAGAGCUAUGAGUUGUCAAGAGAUCUGGAGCCACCGGUAGACCCUUGUCCCAGCUCUCCCAACCCCUGGAGCCACCGGCUCAUCACCAAGAAACUGACCUCAUUGCUGUCUGGCAGUGAGAAUCUCUCAAAGAAGACUUUUGCUGAUCAGAUCAGUGUAUCAUCCUCUGGAUCCAGUGGCUCAGAGAUGGAAGAUCUCAGCAGCCCCAACCUCUCACCACUUAGAUACAAAGUACAGUCACCAUCUGUAUCCUGUCAGGACACCUCAGUAGACACACCCACCUCCUCUCUGACUCCGCCCAGCUCUUUUCAAAGCUGCGUACAGGCGGAUCUGUCUGCCCUGAACCCCGACAGCCCCUCCCCUUCUUCGUCAUCUUCAUCAUCCUCUCCUUCUCUCAAACAUCCCAUGUACAACAAGCAGGUUGCCGAUUCUUGUAUCGUCAGAGUCAGUGUGGAAUUUGGCAACAACGGAAAUGUUUAUAGAAGUAUUUUGAUAACCAGUCAGGACAAGACAGCUCAGGUGAUUCAGAGAGCUCUGGAGAAACACAACUUGGAGGAGAUGAACUGCCAAGAUUUUAGUCUCAAACAAGUGGUUUCUAAUGACAAAGAGUUGCUGAUCCCAGACAAAGCCAACGUGUUCUAUGCCAUGUGCACCACUGCCAACUUUGACUUUGUGCUUCGCCAGCGGUACAAAAAUCUCAGCAGAGCGCCUGGAUCAUCCUGGAGUCAUGGAGCAGUUCUGAGGUCCCGCAAGUAACAGCACCGUGAUGACCACUCACAACAUGGUGGCAUAAUACAGAAAAACUUGUUUUAUAAGUCAACAAAGACUAUAUAACCAACAGGACAUCUGCGAUGAGCUGGUGACUAUUGAAUGUCAAAGCUCUGGUAAAUAUAAAAACAGCCUGAUGGAUGCAUCAUUGAGCUCUGAAACACACUGGAGUCAUCAUUUCUGACAUCAUCUCACCCAGUAAUGUCAUUGACUAAUAGCAAGGAAACCAUAGCAUUCUACAGUGAAGUUAAAGGAUCUGAAAUGAAGACCUAGGGAAGUUGCAAUAAAUGGCCACAUCUACUGCCAGUUUAUUCAGAGGUUUUGCUUUGAAAGAAGAGGUCACACACGUGAUACCUGAGUUUUACUGAGGAACAUUUGUUUGUAUUUGGAUGAACACAUUUGUUUUAAAUAUGACCUAUAAAUACAAACUUUUAUGUAGCUAAUAUUCAGCGAUAGGUAAAAAGAG